Molecule: messenger RNA, 3426 nt
Organism: Panthera uncia (snow leopard)
Lineage: Eukaryota; Metazoa; Chordata; Mammalia; Carnivora; Felidae
Gene: STAT5B
Product: signal transducer and activator of transcription 5B
Exons: 18
Coding region: 570-2933 (787 amino acids)
Biological process (GO): regulation of transcription by RNA polymerase II; response to peptide hormone; cell surface receptor signaling pathway via JAK-STAT
Molecular function (GO): DNA-binding transcription factor activity, RNA polymerase II-specific; RNA polymerase II cis-regulatory region sequence-specific DNA binding
Source: RefSeq, a predicted model, not a curated record
UAUAAUGUUUCUUUAUUUUUGAGAGGGAGAGAGAGGGUGGCGGAGGGGCAGAGAGAGAGGGAGACACAGAAUCCAAAACUGCCUCGAGGCUCUGAGCUGUCAGCACCAAGCCCGAUGUGGGGCUUGAACUCAUGAACCGUGAGAUCAUGACCUGAGCCGAAGUUGGACACUUAACCGACUGAGCCACCCAGCCGCCCCAGAAAUGCUGCUUAUUAUUACUUCAAGUUUGGAACAAAAGUAAAGAAUAUGUGAUAUCAAAGCUAUAGGCAGUUCUUCCCCUAAUGUUGGCUUUGUACUUUUACUUGUAGGACUUCAGUUUGUUUUACAGUCAGAGCUUCAUAGACCCAGUUAUAUACCUUCCCAUGGCCACGUUGAAUGUGUACAUUUUGAAACAUCUUUAAAGCUAAAAUUCAGUUCAAAAAUACUGAUCUACCAAGAAGGGCUUAAAAGCAUUUGUCUCUAGGUUUUAUAACUGUGAAUAUUUAGUCUAGUGGAUUUAAAAGCUGAAGGGAAAAAAAACCAAAAACCCCACCCAAACCACUGAUUGUUUGUUUAACAGGUUGCAAACCAUGGCUGUGUGGAUACAAGCCCAGCAGCUCCAAGGCGAUGCCCUUCAUCAGAUGCAAGCAUUAUAUGGUCAGCAUUUCCCCAUUGAGGUGCGACAUUAUUUAUCCCAGUGGAUUGAAAGCCAAGCUUGGGACUCAAUAGAUCUUGAUAAUCCACAGGAGAACAUUAAGGCCACCCAGCUCCUGGAGGGCCUGGUGCAGGAGCUGCAGAAGAAGGCGGAGCACCAAGUGGGGGAAGAUGGGUUCUUACUGAAGAUCAAGCUGGGGCACUAUGCCACGCAGCUCCAGAACACAUAUGACCGCUGCCCCAUGGAGCUGGUCCGCUGCAUCCGGCAUAUUCUGUACAACGAGCAGAGGCUGGUCCGCGAAGCCAACAAUGGUACUUCUCCAGUUGGAAGUCUUGCUGACACCAUGUCCCAGAAACACCUCCAGAUCAACCAGACGUUUGAGGAGCUGCGACUGGUCACACAGGACACAGAGAAUGAGCUGAAGAAGCUGCAGCAGACUCAAGAGUACUUCAUCAUCCAGUAUCAGGAGAGCCUGAGGAUCCAGGCUCAGUUUGCCCAGCUGGCCCAGCUGAAUCCGCAGGAGCGCCUGAGCCGGGAGACGGCCCUCCAGCAGAAGCAGGUGUCCCUGGAGGCCUGGCUGCAGCGGGAGGCCCAGACGCUGCAGCAGUACCGUGUGGAGCUGGCCGAGAAGCACCAGAAGACCUUGCAGCUGCUGCGGAAGCAGCAGACCAUCAUUCUGGAUGAUGAACUGAUCCAGUGGAAGCGGCGGCAGCAGCUGGCGGGGAACGGAGGGCCCCCCGAGGGCAGCCUGGAUGUGCUGCAGUCCUGGUGCGAGAAGUUGGCCGAGAUCAUCUGGCAGAACCGGCAGCAGAUCCGCAGAGCUGAGCACCUCUGCCAGCAGCUGCCCAUCCCUGGCCCAGUGGAGGAGAUGCUAGCUGAGGUCAAUGCCACCAUCACAGACAUCAUCUCAGCCCUGGUGACCAGCACAUUCAUCAUCGAGAAGCAGCCCCCUCAGGUCCUGAAGACCCAGACCAAGUUUGCAGCGACGGUGCGCCUGCUGGUGGGCGGGAAGCUGAACGUGCACAUGAACCCCCCCCAGGUGAAGGCCACCAUCAUCAGUGAGCAGCAGGCCAAGUCACUGCUCAAGAAUGAGAACACCCGCAACGACUACAGUGGAGAGAUCCUGAACAACUGCUGUGUGAUGGAAUACCACCAAGCCACCGGCACCCUGAGCGCGCACUUCAGGAACAUGUCCCUGAAGCGAAUUAAGAGGUCUGACCGUCGUGGAGCAGAGUCAGUGACUGAAGAAAAAUUUACAAUCCUGUUCGAAUCACAGUUCAGUGUUGGUGGAAAUGAGCUGGUUUUUCAGGUCAAGACUCUCUCCCUCCCGGUGGUGGUGAUUGUCCAUGGCAGCCAGGACAACAAUGCGACGGCCACUGUUCUUUGGGACAAUGCUUUUGCAGAGCCUGGCAGGGUGCCAUUUGCCGUGCCCGACAAAGUGCUGUGGCCGCAGCUGUGUGAGGCACUCAACAUGAAAUUCAAGGCCGAAGUGCAGAGCAACCGGGGCCUGACCAAGGAGAACCUCGUGUUCCUGGCACAGAAACUGUUCAACAGCAGCAGCAGCCACCUUGAAGACUAUAAUGGCAUGUCCGUGUCCUGGUCCCAGUUCAACAGGGAGAAUUUGCCAGGACGAAAUUACACUUUCUGGCAGUGGUUUGAUGGUGUGAUGGAAGUGUUAAAAAAACAUCUCAAGCCUCAUUGGAAUGAUGGGGCCAUUUUGGGUUUCGUGAACAAGCAACAGGCCCAUGACCUACUCAUUAACAAGCCUGAUGGGACCUUCUUGCUGAGAUUCAGCGACUCUGAAAUCGGUGGCAUCACCAUCGCUUGGAAGUUUGAUUCUCAGGAAAGAAUGUUUUGGAAUCUGAUGCCUUUUACCACCAGAGACUUCUCCAUCCGGUCCCUGGCUGACCGCUUAGGGGACCUGAAUUACCUUAUCUACGUGUUUCCUGAUCGGCCAAAAGAUGAAGUGUACUCCAAAUACUACACACCAGUCCCAUGCGAGCCUGCCACUGCUAAAGCGGUGGACGGAUACGUGAAGCCACAGAUCAAACAAGUGGUCCCUGAGUUUGUGAAUGCGUCUGCAGACUCUGCCGGGGCCAGCGCCACCUACAUGGACCAGGCCCCCUCCCCAGCCGUGUGCCCCCAGGCUCAUUAUAACUUGUACCCACAGAACCCUGACCCCGUCCUUGACAAUGAUGGGGACUUUGAUCUGGAUGACACAAUGGAUGUGGCGCGGCGUGUGGAAGAGCUCUUGGGCCGACCUAUGGACAGUCAGUGGAUCCCUCACGCGCAGUCAUGACGCCCCCAUCUCCAUCUUUAGCUUCUUCGUCCUCGCCAGAGGAGUUACUCUUGUGGAUGUUUUAAUUCCAUGAAUCGCUUCUCUUUGGAAACAAUACUCAUAAUGUGAAGUGUUAAUACUAGUUGUGACUUUAGUGUUUCUGUGCAUGGUGGCACCAGUGAAGGGAACGUGUGUGAGUGUGUGAGUGUGAGGGUGUGUGGGUGUGUGUGUGGGUGAAUUUUCACAUUGGGCUGUUUCUCCCCCUUGCUGUCCAGAGUUUAGUUGCAGCACUGGGGCCGUAAACAGUGGCUGUGGUUGUUUUAACCUUGUGUAAAAGGCAGUAGUUCCAUGAACCCUGGAACUUGGCCAUGUGUCCAGAGGGUGGCUGAACUUUGACAUGUGGCUGUUCAAGUCAGAGAAGGACAAAGGGAGGAGAAAGCACCUCUCCUGUGAGAUUUGUCACUGUGUCUGCCAAGCAAUUGAUAUAUAACCGUGAUUGUCUCUGCUUUCCUCU